Messenger RNA from Jatropha curcas, 2007 nucleotides. RefSeq names its product BTB/POZ domain-containing protein At3g08570. Lineage: Eukaryota; Viridiplantae; Streptophyta; Magnoliopsida; Malpighiales; Euphorbiaceae. The record is from RefSeq and is a predicted model, not a curated record. Gene Ontology annotation, molecular function: protein binding.
AUGGUUUCUGAAAACUCUCUCUCCUCUUCUAAGCGCUCUCCAACUCCUAAAUUCGCCAACUCAUUCACCACUAGAAUCUUUUCAGAUGUUGCUGGGGACAUUACAAUUGUUGUGGAUGGAGAGUCAUUUCUGCUGCAUAAGUUUCCCCUUGUAUCUCGAAGUGGAAAGAUUCGAAAAAUGGUUGCAGAUGCUAAGGACUUGAAUAUUUCCAAAUUGGAACUUCAAAACUUACCUGGUGGAUCUCACACAUUUGAACUUGCGAUGAAAUUCUGUUAUGGAAUGAACUUUGAGAUCACAACUGCAAAUGUUGCCCAUUUGCGCUGCGCUGCAGAAUACUUGGAAAUGACAGAAGAUUACAGGGAAGAAAACCUCAUUGAACGCACAGAGAUUUAUUUAAAUGACAUUGUGGUUCAAAGUCUUGAAAAGUCUGUAGAAGUACUGUCAACUUGUGAAAUGCUGCCUGCGAUAGUUGAGGAGGUAGGAAUUCCAAGUAGAUGUAUUGAGGCUAUUGCUAUAAAUGCUUGUAAGGAGCAGUUAGUAUCUGGUUUUGCUCAGCUAGAUUGUGAUGGUGAAUCUACGGAACUUAAGAAUGGUUGUAUUCAGUGGUGGAUUGAAGAUCUCUCUGUAUUAAAGAUUGAUUAUUAUCAAAGAGUCAUUUGUGCAAUGGGAAGAGUUGGUGUUCGACCGGACAGUAUUGUUGCUUCUUUGAUGCAUUAUGCUCAAACAUCAUUAAAAGGAAUUGGAAAAUAUCAAAUUUGGAAUCCGGCAAAAAUGAAACCAAGUCCCUGCUUAACAGAAAGUGAUCAAGGCAUAAUUGUGGAAACCCUUGUGAGUAUAAUGCCAACAGAAAAGAACACUUCCAUUCCACUUAGUUUUCUAUUUGGUAUGUUAAGGAUGGCAAUCAUGUUAGAUGCAUCCAUUGCUUGUAGACUUGAACUUGAAAGGAGAAUUGCUUUUCGUUUAGAAAUGGUUUCACUAGAUGAUCUUCUCAUACCGUCUGUUCGAAGUGGGGAUUCAUUGUUUGAUGUUGAUACUGUUCAUAGGAUACUAGUCAAUUUCCUUCAAAGGGUUGAAGAAGAAGAAAAUGAAGAUUGUGGUUAUGAAUCUGAAGGCCUUGGAUCCCCAGGGCAUAAUUCUUUGUUGAAAGUAGGAAGACUAAUUGAUGCAUAUCUAGCAGAAAUUGCGCCGGACCCAUAUCUAAGUUUGCAGAAAUUCACUGCUAUGGUUGAAAUACUGCCUGAUUAUGCACGAGUGAUUGAUGAUGGGCUUUAUAGAGCAAUUGAUAUAUAUUUGAAGGCUCAUCCAAUGUUAUCCGAGCACGAUUGUAAGAAGCUAUGCAAGUUCAUAGACUGCCAAAAGCUAUCUCAAGAAGCAUGCAACCAUGCUGCACAAAAUGAUCGACUACCAGUGCAAAUGACAGUAAGAGUACUCUAUUUUGAGCAAAUUCGUUUAAAGAACACCCUAUCUGGAAGUUCAGGAGAUGGAUUGCUAUCACAGAGAAUAAGCAGUGGUGUACCUAGUGCAGCCAUGUCUCCUCGAGAUAACUACGCUUCUCUACGAAGAGAAAAUCGAGAACUUAAGCUUGAAAUAUCAAGAAUGAGAGUGAGACUAAGUGAGCUAGAGAAAGAGCAAAUGUACAUGAAACAAGGAAUGAUAGAUAAGUCUGGAAAUGGAAAAACGUUCUUCACUUCACUAUCUAGAGGUAUUGGAAGGAUUGGAAUUUUCAGUAGUCCAGCUGGAGGGAGACGACAAAAAUCUAGUCGAAAAUCUCGAGGAACAGAAGGAAAACCUGGUAGAAGCCGAAGACAUUCUGUGUCCUAGCUUGGUUUUUCUUGUAUUUUUCAAUUUGCAGUUAGUUUUCCUAGGAAUCACAACUAUAUUUAGAUUAAGUUCAGUAAGCCGUAAAAGAAUGGAAUAUAAUAUUAUCGAUAUAUAUUAGUUCAUAACGUUAUCACUAGUUAUAGCCUGAAGUAUAUAUUAGUUGAUCAAAUGCUAGUAGUUGCUAUA